AUGCGGUCUUUAUUUGUUCUUCAGAGACGAACUGUUGCUCAAUUGGCGCAUUUCCAGCCUCCGAAGCACGUGAAAAACGAGGCAGUCAAGGCCUUUGGCAAGGCUGACCAGUUGGACUGGGACCUGUUGAAAAGCGAGCUGUUUUCGCUGUCAGACACGGCCACCAAGGUUCCGCUGGUGAUUGGCGACAAGGAGUUCUACGACAGAGAUCUGGCCAAACAAACGAACCCGGGAAACCACCAGCAGGUGAUUGCAGAGUACGCUUUGGCCAACGAGAAAGACGUCAAAUCGGCGAUCGAGGCUGCUCAGUCUGCCAAGAAGGACUGGAUCAACGCAUCUUUCGACGACAGAGCGGCCAUUUUCUACAAGGCGGCCGAUCUGAUCUCGACAAAGUACAGAUACCGCAUUUUGGCAGCCACCAUGCUCGGCCAGGGAAAAAACGUUUACCAGGCGGAAAUCGAUGCUGUUGCAGAAUUGGCCGACUUUUUGCGUUUCAACGUCAAAUACGCUCACCAAUUGUACAACACACAGCCGCCAGAGUCCACCGACGGUGUUUGGAACCGGGUCGAGUAUAGACCGUUGGAAGGAUUUGUUUAUGCUGUGACUCCGUUCAAUUUCACAGCCAUUGCCGGAAACCUGGUGGGGGCUCCAGCUUUGAUGGGUAACACGGUUGUCUGGAAACCAUCCCAGUACGCCAUCUUGUCCAACUACACGCUUAUGCAAAUCUUCAAAGAAGCAGGACUCCCUGACGGAGUGAUCAACUUCAUUCCUGGCGACCCGGUGAAAAUCACCUCUGGUGUACUUUCCGACCCAAACUUCAACGCUUUGCAUUUCACAGGGUCCACCAAGGUUUUCGGCGAUCUGUGGGCCAACAUCGCCAACAACACAGCCAGCGGAAAGUACAAGGACUUCCCAAGAAUCGUUGGAGAAACAGGCGGAAAGAACUUCCAUUUGGUGGACAAGUCUGCCAACAUCCAGCACUCUGUUCUGUCCACUAUCCGUGGAGCUUUCGAGUACCAGGGCCAGAAAUGCUCUGCAACCUCGAGAUUGUACGUGGACGCCAAGGUGUGGCCCGAGUUCAAGAAACAGCUUGUUGAAAAGACCAAUGACAUCGUGCCAACUAAUACCUCUGCUACCAACGGUCUGCACCAGUUCAUGGGUCCUGUGAUCCACGAGAAUUCGUAUAAGAAAUUGAGCACCGCCAUUGACCAGAUCGAGGUCGAUCCAGAGCUCACUUUGCUUGCCGGUGGUCUCCACAACGACUCCGAAGGCUACUUCGUCAAGCCUACUGUUGUCGAGACUAAAAAUGCUACCCAUCCGUUCAUGAGCACCGAAUUCUUUGGUCCUCUGUUGACGGUGUACGUUUACGAGGACCUGGACCAGGUUCUGCAACAGAUCGACUCCACCACCAAGUACGGACUCACGGGUUCCGUUUUUGCUUCCGACCGCAAAAUCAUCAGAAAAGUCCAGGAACAACUCAGAUACAGUGCUGGAAACUUUUACAUCAACGACAAGUCCACCGGCGCAGUUGUUGGACAGCAGCCUUUUGGCGGUAGCAGAAUGUCUGGAACCAACGACAAGGCUGGCUCGGCGUCGAUUCUGUCGCGGUUCGUGACUCCGCGCGCCAUCAAGGAGAACUUCUACGAGAUCAGCGAUUACAAAUAUCCAAGUAAUUAUCAAUAA
Ogataea philodendri is the source of this 1683-nucleotide messenger RNA. RefSeq lists its product as uncharacterized. Gene Ontology annotation, molecular function: L-glutamate gamma-semialdehyde dehydrogenase (NAD+) activity. The record is from RefSeq and is a predicted model, not a curated record. Gene Ontology annotation, cellular component: mitochondrial matrix. The transcript has a single exon. NCBI's taxonomy places the organism in Eukaryota, Fungi, Ascomycota, Pichiomycetes, Pichiales, Pichiaceae. The coding region runs from base 1 to 1683 and encodes 560 amino acids.